This is a messenger RNA of Penicillium salamii, 1347 nucleotides long. The record is from the annotation of a GenBank genome assembly. NCBI's taxonomy places the organism in Eukaryota, Fungi, Ascomycota, Eurotiomycetes, Eurotiales, Aspergillaceae.
AUGGAAGAAAUCACACGUUCGAACUUCCCACCGGAAGAGACGGAAAAGGGGGUCCGUACGCCGUUGGACGGAGCGACGAAUGGAAAUCAACUGUCCACCGUUGACGAUGGCGCACAAGUCCCACCUAUAGAUGGUGGAAUCAAUGCGUGGCUCUUCCUCGCAGCAUGCUUUGCCAUGGAGGCAUUGGUCUGGGGAUUUGCAUUCACAUACGGUGUGUUCCAAGCGUACUACAGCGAUAUCCCCCAAUUCAAAGACUCCGGGAACAUUGCCGUAGUAGGAACAUGUGCUAUGGGUAUCAUGUAUCUCGACAUCCCACUUGUCUUCGCCGUCUACCGACAAUGGCCAAGAUUUCAACGCCUCGGCUGUGGCCUGGGUGUGCUCAUGAUGUGCGCGGCUCUUGGCCUCAGCUCACUCGCUACAAACACAAACCACCUCAUCAUUACCCAAGGCAUCUUCUAUGCCCUCGGUGGUAGCAUUGCCUACGCCCCCUGCAUCCUCCUAAUGGAGCAGUGGUUCGACCGGCGUAAGGGCCUCGCAUUUGGUGUGAUGUGGGCCGGCACUGGACUUGGUGGCGCCGUCCUACCCAUCGUCAUUGAACAGUUGCUGGGCAAAUAUGGGUUCCGCAUUACACUGCGUGGGUUCGCAGUCGUAUUGUUCGUCCUCACUGGACCACUGGUGUACUUCGUGAAACCACGCGUGCCAAUCCCAGCGAAUCGACCCAGCCCAUCUGCCCCGAACAUGCGGUUCCUAUUCACGUCUACAUUUGGUAUAUUUCAGCUGUGCAACACGGUCGAGGCUCUCGGGUUCUUCUUGCCGUCGAUCUAUCUCCCGACUUAUGCUGGCAUGAUUGGAGCCUCGACAUCUCUCCAGGCAUUGACAGUCAUCUUAUUCAACUCGGCAUCUGUCAUUGGAUGUGUGCUCAUGGGAACUAUCAUCGACAACUUCGAUGUGACUAUUUGUAUUUUGGUGAACACCGUUGCAUCCAGUAUCGGCGUCUUCCUGAUCUGGGGCUUCUCAAUGUCCCUCGCUCCAUUGUUUAUCUUUUCUAUCCUGUACGGUCUUUCUGCAGGUUCGUAUACCAGCACUUGGCCUGGUAUUAUGCGCGAUGUGGUACGCAAGACGCCAUCAGCAGAGUCGAGUAUGGUGUUUGCGUCUCUUUCGGCUGGAAGAGGUAUUGGGAAUUUGGUCUCCGGUCCUUUGAGUGAGGCUCUUAUCAAAGGUAUGCCAUGGGAGGGGGAUGCAGGAUAUGGAUAUGGGAGUGGAUAUGGAUCGUUGAUUGUUUUCACGGGUGUUACGGGCCUUGUGGGUGGUGGAAGCUACCUUGCCAGGCGCAUGAAAUGGCUAUAA